This is a messenger RNA of Nothobranchius furzeri (turquoise killifish), 2647 nucleotides long. RefSeq names its product cyclin-dependent kinase inhibitor 1D (gene cdkn1d). Lineage: Eukaryota; Metazoa; Chordata; Actinopteri; Cyprinodontiformes; Nothobranchiidae. Gene Ontology annotation, cellular component: nucleus. Gene Ontology annotation, molecular function: cyclin-dependent protein serine/threonine kinase inhibitor activity. Gene Ontology annotation, biological process: signal transduction by p53 class mediator; regulation of mitotic cell cycle. The record is from RefSeq and is a predicted model, not a curated record.
GUCGGGAUAUCUUGUUUACCUCGACUCAGGGCUGUUUUGAUGGAGGUCACGUGACCGAGACCCCCACCCGCCUGCUGCGUUUAAGUUCAUAACAAACAAAUCACUCGGACAAAUCCACGGAACGGUCAGCUUCACGCCUCAUUUGCUCCGACCGGAUAAAUAACGGAUUCUUCUUCUUUCUGGACGAAGCGGUUCCGAUAACGCAGAUGUGACAUGGUGAUGGCCUCUAUAUCAGCAUCUACCGGAGGACCUUCAGCGUCCCACUCCAGUCUCACACACCUGGGAGGCAUUGAGGCCCUGAAGCUGAAGGUGGGCCCGGUCCGGAGGAACCUCUUUGGGCCGGUAGACCACGAGCAGCUGCAGCAGGACUUCCAACGACUGCUCCACAUGACUGUGGAGGUGGCCAGUAAGCGCUGGGGCUUCGACUUCCAGGAAGACAGGCCAGGAGAGGGCACCGACAUGGAGUGGGUGGAGCUUGAAUGCAAAGAUGUGCCGAAGUUUUACCGCAGCCGCGUAGUUCGGCCGGUGGUGCGGAAAACCAAAGGUCCAAGGCGAAUGUCGUCAUCAUCUUCGUCUUCAUCUUCAUCAGGGGAAGGGUCUCCCAUUUCCAGCAGUUCGUCUGGUUCUGGGGACGAGUACCUAGAAGUGACCACGAGGGGGCGCUACUCAAUUCAGCGACUGGAGAAACGCAAACAGGCCGCCAUAACAGAUUUUUUCAAGGUGAAGAAGAGGAGGCUUCUGCAUUACAAGAUGUCAUCUCGGCAGUAAAAACACGACCGGACCAGCCGAUGGGUUGGGCCGCCUCACUCAGAUCACUCGUGUACAUGUAGCAGGUUCUAAUGCUUGUCCGCAAGCUCCAGGUGUUUGGGCUCAACAGGGAGUGCUUCUUGUUAAUCAGGCGGUUAUACACACAUGCUGUAUGCUUAUAUACUGUUUCACUCAGCUUUUGACUAUACUGUGAAAUCGUGCUAAAUGCCCUCAUCAGGACCCUAAAAGUAUGGGUGCUCGUGUUCAGAGGUUGACCCGACCCCUUUUCCUCCCCCUCACGCGCAGCCUUUGGGUUUCACCACCGGGGGUUUGAACACUCGAGGUGAACCGGGGGUGAAAACCUCAGGCCAGGGUUCAAAAUGUGGCAGCACGACUGUCAUUACCUCCAGGUUGAAGGUCAAAGGUGGAGGCUAAGCUCUUGAAACUUUUCUGAGUAAUAAUGAUUAUUAUUGUUAAAAAGACUAAGACGCAGAUCAAAUUACCAUCAAUGUGGUAAAAUAAUGCACAAAUAACAGUAUAUUUGCUUUAAUUAGAUCUUUGACCCAAAGGCGUUGCCUCGUGCUUUUAAUACGAUAACAUUUACUUUAUUUUUGUCCAUGAAGGGAAAUUUUGCUGUCAUUCAGCAGCUUCGAGGUAAUUUGAUUCUUGAGGGUGCAGCUGCUUUUUCUGCUCUUGCAUAUUUUAUUUUCCAUCAGUUCUCAACAUGGAGGCAGCUGAGACACGUCGACCAAAGCUGCUUUUGUGCAUAAGAUUUAUUCCAUCAAUGUUCCGAUGAGCAUUUUUUACCAGAUGUGCAAAAUCAAAGUCAGUUUCGUUCUCCCUUCGUUGUGCAGUCCUCCAAAUUUGGACAUCAACGGGAUCUGGACACUUUGGAUCCAGAAGCCAUAGUCUGGAUUCUUCCAGUCCUACUACCUCAUCAGAUGAUUUAAUAAGACUUAAAAGUAUCCUCUGCAGCUCAGGAUGUUUGCGUCUACAGGCAGACAAGUGAGACAGAAAGAGUCGUGUUCUGUUGUGGUGGAACAUCGGAUAAAUGAGUCAGUGUGUCAGAGCGGGGGCCUCUACACAGAGGAAACGCCAGUUCCCCCGAUGGGGGGGUUGUUUUGUCUCCCACACAUCGGCUCGCUUCGCUGUGACAACUUUCCCAGAAUAGUCUGGCGGGGAUCAGGGACAAACUUUUAAUAAGAAAACGUCUCCAUCAAAAGACACGUCCACAUAGACUAGAGUCACUCUAGUCUGGACUGAAAAUUCUUUAACAGAUUUAAACACAAAAAACCUUUUAUGAUAAAGAUUUUUGUCCUAUUUCUGUCAUCUUACCUGUUAAAUGUGCGUGCUCUCAGUCUUUCAGUGUUUAUUAACUUAUUUUCAGUUCUUGUCUUUUGUUUCCAUAGGAAAAAUAAUGAUAAAUUCCCUGUUUUUUUUUAAAUAACUAACCAACUGUAGGAUUUCAGAAACUUUAUCUUUGCACUACUUCAAAUUGUGUCGAAAAAUAAAAAGCUAUUUUUUUACGAUCAUUUUAAAAAUAAGCCAAACAGCUAACACGGUAGAAGCUGAAACACAUUUGAGUUUUCUCAACUUCAGUGUUUGGAACAAAUAAACUCAUAUCCAGCAGCAUUAGCUAAAUAACCUGCUGCAGCUAUAACAAAGUAUAGUAUUUUUGUACUUUGUAAAUGCAUGAAUGUAAUUAUUUGUAUACCAUUUGUAAUAAUUUUGUUGUAAUUUUAUUUUGUAUGCUUGCGAACUGUUACAGUAUAUAACUGUUGUAUGAUAUCCUUCCUUAUAGAGAUUUGUAUAGAGAAAACUUCCCUUUUGGUUGGUGCACUUUUGCUUUUCAGAAUGCUGUUUGCUCAAAUAAAAUGUAAAAUCAUGUUGAUGAAAACUA